Messenger RNA from Sorghum bicolor (sorghum), 1952 nucleotides. Its product is annotated as RING-H2 finger protein ATL38. Bases 560 to 1639 code for a protein of 359 amino acids. NCBI's taxonomy places the organism in Eukaryota, Viridiplantae, Streptophyta, Magnoliopsida, Poales, Poaceae. The record is from RefSeq and is a predicted model, not a curated record. The transcript has a single exon.
GAUGCUAAAUUGAAUCUCGGAUCACAUAACAGUAAAGUCCAACAAGUCCAAGGUCACACGUGACCUAAUUAGGUAGCGCGUGACUCUAAAAUCAUCAAGCACUAAUCAACUAGUCGGUAGAACUGAUUUGAAGCCCGUUUUUCACUGGAAAGACCCGAUGCAUCGAACAACAUUCGUAAUAUUUCAAAGGAGAUAUUAACAUUCAAAGGUUAAAUUUUGCGUUGUUUGUGACUCAAAGGAACGGAGUACGAUUUUUUUUCCAAAAUGCGAAAUUUACCAACCAUUCUUGUCUUGGUUAACGCGGCACGAGCAAUUAAUUCGGCGCACGACAGAAAUAUCCGAACUGUCCUCCUUGCGUACAGCCGACGCCAAUGAAUUCUGCUGGAUUAAUUCGCAAAAAAAAAAAAAUCUGCUGGGUUAUUUCUUAUUUGUCAUCACGCAAUUGGUCUGCUAUCUGGGGCUCUCGGCAUCUAAACCCUCCCGGGGCCGCUAAUCAAACCCGCCGCCGCACCUGCCGUCUCCGCCCAAUCCCUAGCCCCGGCCUCCUGGGGACGACGCCAUGUACGCCGCCGCUGUGUUGGCAGCGGCCUCUGCGGCAUGCGUCGUCGCGGCGCAGUCCCCGGAGCCGCGCGACAACGCGACGAUCGCCGACGUGAUGAGCAUCUCUGUCUUCAUGGCCGUAUUCUUCCCCGUCUUCGUCGUGCUUCUCGCCUUCGCCUGCCUCCGCCUGUUCCGGGCCCCCGACGACGACCCUCAGGCUCCGGACGCGGCGGCGUCGGCAACGGAGUGGCCCCGCGGCGGCGGGGGCAGCCGCAAGGGAGGGCUCGACGCCGCCGCGAUCGCCGCGCUGCCGCUGGUGUUCUUCCGGGAGGUGAGGCAGCACCGGAUCGUGGACGGGCGCGGCGACGACGCGCUCGAGUGCUCCGUCUGCCUCCUCGAGUUCGACGACGACGACGCGCUCCGCCUCCUCCCGACGUGCCCGCACGCGUUCCACCCGGAGUGCAUCGGCCUCUGGCUCGAGAGGCACGCCACCUGCCCGCUGUGCCGCGCCAGCGUCCUCGACGCGCCACCACCACCACCAGCUCCGGCAGCGGCGCAGCACCAGACGGCGCCACCGCCGCUGCUAACGCCGGACUCGUCGCCCGUUCCCGCGGCUAUCGUGCUAAUCGGCGACGCCGCCGGCGCAAGCGCAAGCGCUGAAGGGGAUGAAGAGGAUUGGACAACGAUCCAGCGCCUCGCGAGGAACCGCCGCGCGGCGGGGCGGCAGGCGCUGCCGCGGUCCAACUCGACGGGCCACAGCGCCAGCGACGACGGCGGGAUGGAGCGGUUCGCGCUGCGGCUCCCCGAGCACGUGCGCCUCGAGCUGCUCAUGUCGCACAGGCUGAGGCACGUGACGAGCGCGGUGGCGUCCGUGCGCGUCAUGGAGGGCAGCGCCCACGACGCCAGCAGUGUGGUGGGCGGGAGCGUCAGGAGCGCCAUGGCGAGGCUGCUGUCGUCGCUCUUUGCGCCGGGCGCCGGGUGGAAGGGCGAUGGCGACGAUAAGUCCGGCAAGGCGGACGCCACCGCUGGGGCGUCGUCUCUCCGCCGCCGCGACAACUCGUCCAGAGGAGCAGUGGGAGAAGAGAAGAGAAGCGUCUGAUCGGCAAAAGGCAGGGGGAGAGAAAACCUUGGUGAAGCACCAAAUAAGUACUCUGUGAUCUCAAUUCGAUUCCAAACUUCUGAUGAUUCCAUCUGUCUGUUUUCAGUAGAGAUGCUUCUUCUUGGAUUGAAGCUUCAGAGUGUAGCUUGAGGAUGCAGUGUUGCGGAUUUUGAUCAUUUUCUUUUGACCCCAUUUUUGUGAGAUUGUGAGAACAUGUGGGAACGGGGUAAACAUGUGAGCGAAUAUCCCACUGAUUUGGCAGAGUACUUGAGCCGAUGUAGGUUGAUAAUGCAGUGUUGCAGAAUUUUGUUCA